AUGUGCGUCAAAACAAGUGCGCCUCUUCAUGCCAACCUGUUCAUCGGUCUAUUUGUCAGUCUAUCUUCGUUUUCUUUCUUUCCUUCAGCCAUCUAUUUAUGCCAUUCUGUCCAUAUCUAUCUAUCUAUCUAUCUAUCUAUCUAUCUACUGCAGUCUUUUAACGUCUAUCUAUCUAUCUAUCUAUCUAUCUAUCUAUCUAUCUAUCUAUCUAUGUCAUUCUGUCUCUAUCUAUCUAUCUAUCUAUCUAUCUAUGUCAUUCUGUCCGUAUCUAUCUGUCUAUCUAUCUAUCUAUCUAUCUACUGCAGUCUUUUGACGUCUGUUUGUAUGUUUAUCUAUCUAUCUAUCUAUCUAUCUAUCUCAACCUGUUUAAACUUCUCUAUCUCUCUAUCUAGUUCUCUGUAUAUCUAUCUAUUUAUCUAUAUCUAUCUAUCUAUCUAUCUAUCUAUCUAUCUAUCUAUUUCAAUCUUUCCAUGGUCAUAUCAGAGCGUUUCUAUAUUCUAUCUCACUCGACCAUUCAAUAUUCGUCUUUAUUUUUCUUGUCCGAUCCAUAUCUAUCGAUCCGUCCCGACCCAGCCGCUUCUGUUCCCUGACCUUGCACUUAAGCAUCGCAUUCCUAUCAUCUUCCCAAACCGACCCAUGCACCCGACUUUUUUUUCUACCCUUUUCUCGACCCUUUCUGCUCCGCGUCUCCCUACUUUCUGUCCACUUAACCAAUUGCCAUUCAUAAUGAUAUCAUCAAAUAUCCGACUUUGA
Acanthosepion pharaonis is the source of this 753-nucleotide messenger RNA. Lineage: Eukaryota; Metazoa; Mollusca; Cephalopoda; Sepiida; Sepiidae. The record is from the annotation of a GenBank genome assembly.